AUGGAAGAAGUGUAUAUGUAUUAUCCAGUAGCAUAUCACAGUGAAAAAAAUUCAGAUGCACAGAAGAAGUGUUCUACCUAUGAAUUAGAGCUACUUGCUCUUUUCCAGGAUCUCAAGCAGUGGCAUACUUAUUUGAUACAUAGAGAAUUUGUUGUCAAUACUGACAACCAUGCACUGAAAUUUUUGAAUACUUAUGCUAAAGUUAACAGAAUGCAUGAUCGAUGGCUAGCUACGUACAAUCAACAAAUAUACCUUCUUUGUGAAGCACAAAAGUGUUCUCAAAGUGAUGAAGUUGAUGAUUUUCUCAUACAAGAUGGCUUUCUUUUUAAAGAUAAUCGUUUAUGUAUUCCGCAAGGUUCUUUACGUUUACAUCUUAUGCGUGAAUUACAUGGUAGUGGUCUUGGUGGUCAUUCUGGAAGAGAUAAAACCAUCGCACUUGUUGAAGAAAGAUUUUAUUGGCCUUCUUUGAAACGCGACGUACAAAAAUUUGUACAAAAGUGCAUGGUAUGUCAGAGAGCUAAGGGUACAAUUCAAAAUACAGGACUAUAUACUCCAUUACCAGUUCCUGGUGCACCUUGGGUUGAUGUGAGCAUGGAUUUUAUACUUGGUUUACCUCGUACUGUUAGAGGUAAUAAUUCUGUAAUGGUCGUAGUUGAUCGAUAUUCUAAGCUGACUCAUUUUAUUGCCUGCAAAAAGUCCACUGAUGCAUCGAUUGUCGCUGCCUUAUUUUUCAAAGAAAUAUUUAGCACCACUUCAUAUCCACAAACUGAUGACCAAACAGAAGUAGUGAAUCGCUCACUUGGUAAUCUCAUUCGAGCUAAGUGCAUGGACAAUAGCAAGCAGUGGGAUAUUUUUCUACCUCAUAUGGAGUUUGCUUUCAAUACUUCUGUCAACCGUUCUUUAGGAAUAACUCCAUUUGAGAUUGUAUACUCUAAGGUUCCCAAUCAUACACUUGACUUGGUGGUAUUACCCAACACUCAGAUUAGAAGUGUUGCUGGAGAUUCUUUUGUGGACAAGGCUACUGAACUACACAAUUCAGUAAAUACUAAGCUGGAAAAGUCUAAUUCAAAAGGAGAGAUUAAAAUUGAUUAUAUUGAUUGGAACAGAGUGGCACUUUCAAUUGCCAUAAACAUAAAUCCUAAUAUCAUGAAUUUUUCAGGUAGUUCAGAUGGCGCUAGAUGUUGCAAGACUAAGCCAUUAGACCCGGAACAAGCCGAAGCAAAAGCUCCACUGGAGGAUGCACUAUGUGCAAGGCGAAAAGGAUAUUGGAAUGUGCAUCUGGAGGUGUUUGAACGUUAUUAA
Molecule: messenger RNA, 1302 nt
Organism: Papaver somniferum (opium poppy)
Lineage: Eukaryota; Viridiplantae; Streptophyta; Magnoliopsida; Ranunculales; Papaveraceae
Exons: 5
Coding region: 1-1302 (433 amino acids)
Molecular function (GO): nucleic acid binding
Source: RefSeq, a predicted model, not a curated record